CUUGCGGUCGUUCCUCAUCUAUGAUUUCACCCUCUCAUUCAACACCCAAAGUUUAACCAUCUGCGCAUUCCUUUUUGGGAUCAAUUAAACUACUAAACCAUAAUGGUUGGUUUUAAUCAAGCACAGCUAUGACAUUUUUGUACUUUUAAAAACCAGCUAAUUUCUUUUCAUCAAACACAUUUUUGAGGUGGACGUGUUUCUAUCUGUAUAUAACCAAGGGAAUUAGACACCCGUUCAGUUGAAAGAGUUCAGCUGAACACCCCAAAGAUGGCCAACCACACCGUUACCUUUCUCCCUAAACUAUCCAUUGAAGCUAUUCAGACAGUGACUCCGAUGAGGAUAACUGAACCACGACAGACUCGACAAGUAUUGGCAGGGGAGCUUGUAGGACCCGGGAUUUUCCAAAGGUGUUUGAACGUGGUCCAGUAUUAUAUGAAGGAGAAAGAAGAAGACUCUGGUUGGUUACUGGCUGGGUGGAUCAAGGAAACACUUGGGAGAGCUUUACAUGAGCAACCAAUGAUUUCUGGUCGUCUUCGGAAAGGGGAACGAAACGAUGGAGAAUUGGAGAUUGUUUCCAAUGACUGCGGCAUUAGACUCAUUGAGGCAAGGAUUCAGAUGAAUCUGUCGGAUUUUCUUGAUUUGAAACAAAGGGAAGAUGCUGAAGCUCAGCUUGUUUUCUGGAAAGAUAUUGAUGAGCAAAACCCACAGUUCUCCCCACUCUUUUAUGUUCAGGUUACUAAUUUCCAGUGUGGUGGAUAUUCAAUUGGGAUUAGCUGCAGUAUUCUUCUGGCAGAUCUUUUGUUAAUGAAAGAAUUCCUUAAGACAUGGGCAGAUAUUCACAACAAGGUUAUUAUCAACAAGAACGAUGAACAAAAGCUUCCUUUAUUCUACCUUCCUGGUCUGAAAAACACCAAUGGUGCCUCCCCUAACAUCAUCACCUCAAAUUCAAGCAAAAACUCAGCCAAAACCAUGAUUUUCCAGAUCCAAGCUGAAACUGAAAGUCCAGGGAGUGACUGGUGCAGGAAAAUGGCAUUAGCCUGUCUGGAGGAAGCCGAGAGCAACCUAGGAAGUGUUGUGGGUGGAGAAUUUUCCUUGUUUGUGAACGAAUCGUUUGAGUCCAUCAAAGUUGAAAGCUGCUCAAAGCAAGGGAUGUCGAAAGAAGCAGAGAUGGGAGUCUUGAACCGUGCAAAAUGGGAUGAUUUGGGGGCUAAUGAAGUUAGUUUUGGAGAUGGGAAUAAACCUGCGCAUGUUUCGUAUUGGCUUAGAUCGACGUUGGGUGGGCUUAUCAUUGUUAUUCCUUCUCUUCAGGAAGAUAAAUACACUGUGAAUAUCAUUGUCACAAUUCCCAGCAAGUAGAGGGGCCAUUAAACUAUCAGCAUGAAUCGAAAAUGCUAAUAAUUUCUCCUUUUAUUUGUCAUUUAAAUCUGUUGGCAUUGCCAAGCUUGUUCUCCCUGUAUUGUUUAAACUUCUAAAAUUUAAUGUGUUUGAUUUGAA
Gossypium raimondii (Peruvian cotton) is the source of this 1494-nucleotide messenger RNA. RefSeq names its product taxadien-5-alpha-ol O-acetyltransferase. The transcript has 2 exons. The record is from RefSeq and is a predicted model, not a curated record. NCBI's taxonomy places the organism in Eukaryota, Viridiplantae, Streptophyta, Magnoliopsida, Malvales, Malvaceae. Bases 268 to 1356 code for a protein of 362 amino acids. Gene Ontology annotation, molecular function: acyltransferase activity, transferring groups other than amino-acyl groups.